This is a messenger RNA of Ipomoea nil (Japanese morning glory), 1855 nucleotides long. Its product is annotated as probable flavin-containing monooxygenase 1. Lineage: Eukaryota; Viridiplantae; Streptophyta; Magnoliopsida; Solanales; Convolvulaceae. The record is from RefSeq and is a predicted model, not a curated record. The transcript is spliced from 5 exons. The coding region runs from base 66 to 1628 and encodes 520 amino acids. Gene Ontology annotation, molecular function: NADP binding; flavin adenine dinucleotide binding; N,N-dimethylaniline monooxygenase activity.
UAAAGCCUUGAUUAUAUUGCAUACACAUACAACAAAACCACACAUUUUAAUUUCUUCAUCAUAUUAUGGCGGCGGUUCAUUGCAAGAUUGGUAUAAUCGGAGCCGGGAUAAGCGGUUUAGCGGCAGCUAAGCAGCUCUCCGGCCACGAACCGGUGGUUUUCGAAGCCACCGACUGUAUCGGAGGGGUGUGGAAGAACUGCUCUUUCCGCUCCACUAAGCUGCAGACCCCUCGCUGCGAUUACGAGUUCUCGGAUUUUCCUUGGACCCAAAGGGAUAACUCCAGUUUCCCGACCUACCAAGAAAUUCUCGACUACUUGCAUUCCUAUGCUACUCACUUUGACAUCUUGAAAUUUGUCAAGUUCAACUCUAAGGUCGUGGAAACCCGAUUCGUCGGCCACCGCGAAGCCGCCAACUUCGGUGGUGACAAAGGAGAAUAUGGAAGCAUGUUGCCCGGCCAUCCGGUUUGGGAAGUUGCUGUCCAGACCAACCAAUCUGAAACCAUACAGUGGUAUACUUUUGAGUGCUUGGUGGUGUGCACUGGAAAAUAUGGUGAUGUGGCAAACAUACCAAGUUUCCCACGCAACAAAGGGCCUGAAGUGUUUAAAGGAAAAGUAUUGCAUACACUUGAUUACUGUAAGCUAAACAAGGAGGAAUCUACAGAGCUUCUCAAAGGGAAGAAAACUGUAGUGUUUGGGUACAAGAAAUCCGCCAUUGAUCUUGCUGUUGAAUGUGCAGAAGCUAACCAAGGAACUGAUGGGCAAGCAUGCACUAUGGUGAUAAGGACCCUGCAUUGGACUGUUCCACACUACUCCGUUUGGGGUUUGCCAUUUUACUUGUUCUUUUCAACCAGGUCUUCCCAGUUCCUGUAUGAACGACCCAAACAAGGCCUUGCUAGGACCCUUCUCUGCCAUCUCCUCUCUCCUUUGAGAUGGGGAGUUUCUAAGACUAUUGAGUCGUACCUGUCAUGGAAGCUGCCACUUGACAAGUACGGUUUGAGACCAGACCACCCCUUCGUGGAAGACUAUGCAUCUUGUCAGAUGGCAAUCUUGCCGGAAAAUUUCUUCCAGGAGGCUGAAAACGGGAAGAUCCAGUUCAAAAGAGCCGCCUCAAGGUGGUGGUUCUGGGAAGGCGGGGUUGAAUUUGAAGACGGCACACGCCUGGAAGCCGACGUCGUGAUUCUCGCCACCGGUUUCGACGGCAAGAAGAAACUCAAAACUAUACUCCCAGACCCCUUUCGCAGCCUCCUCGAAUUCCCCUCCUCCGGCGUGAUGCCCUUAUACAGGGGGACCAUUAAUCCUCUGAUUCCCAACAUGGCGUUCGUGGGGUUCAUCGAGAGCGUCUCGAAUCUGCACACGGCGGAGAUUCGCUGCAAGUGGCUGUCGCGCCUGGUGGACGGCCACUUCAAGCUUCCGAGGGUGGAGAAGAUGGUGGAGCAAACAAAAGAAGAAGUUGAAAUCAUGAAGAGAAGUACGAGGUUUUACAAGAGGAGUUGCAUUUCCACCUUUAGCAUUAACCACAGCGAUGAAAUCUGUGAAGAAAUGGGGUGGGAAUCAUGGCGGAAGAAGACAUGGUUGUCUGAAGCUUUUAGCCCCUACAACAGCCAAGAUUAUACAGAGGAAGACAACUAAUAUUGAUAUAUAAUUAUAUAUCAUAUCAUGCACUUUUAAUUUGGUCAACUAUAAACUGCUACAUAAGUACACAUUAUUUAUACUAAAAUUAUAUAGGAAUUGAAGGAGAGGUAUCAUGUAUCGUUUAAUAAAGUGUGUAAUUAACAAUUUUAGAUUUAAAGAUUUGUAGUUGGUCAAUAAUUGUAUUUUAUUAUUUUUGUUGUUAUUAAUUCAUGUAUUAUUGGUCA